AUGAAUGGAAGCAGUUCCGAGACAAAUUUGCUGAGCCUCGACCAACAAUCAACAUCAUCGGGUUUACACACUGCGUUCAAUGGAGGACAAAACACAGAAGAAAAUGAUCAAAAUUCUGUAAUGACUGGAAAUGAAGACAAUAUGGACGUAGGAGGAGAUGAAGAAAAUGAAACUGGAGAAACUAGCAGUGAUGAGGAAGAAGAAGAAGGAUUUCAAUUUCAUGAUUAUCCGAUCAUUUCUCAAUUACAAGGAGAGGAACAGAACAUAUUAAAAUUAUUAGAUUAUGGAAUGUCAUUUAUUGAAAAUCUAACAAAAGCCACAAAGGAAAACAUUAAUACGGAAAGAUCAAAAGAAGAAUUGAAAAAAACAAUUACAGGAUAUUACGACACUCUGUUUAAUUUAAAGAACAAUCUUGCUAGGCAUAUACAUUUAGCUUCACUCUACUCUUCAUUAAAUUAUGAAGGAUCCACGUAUUCUGAGCGAAAGAAAAUAGAAAUUGAAAACAGAAAAGCCAAAAUAUUGAAAAAUUCAUCAAUAGAUCAAACGAAAGCACAUUCAGACAUUUUUAAUGAUGACAUGUCACUUAGUACCCUUCAAAAUUUAGACAAUAUUUCUCAAUCUAACAUUUCGAUUCAAAGACAGGACAAUUAA
This is a messenger RNA of Naegleria fowleri, 651 nucleotides long. RefSeq lists its product as uncharacterized. Gene Ontology annotation, cellular component: mediator complex. The coding region runs from base 1 to 651 and encodes 216 amino acids. Gene Ontology annotation, molecular function: transcription coregulator activity. Gene Ontology annotation, biological process: regulation of transcription by RNA polymerase II. The transcript has a single exon. The record is from RefSeq and is a predicted model, not a curated record. Lineage: Eukaryota; Heterolobosea; Eutetramitea; Acrasida; Naegleriidae.